This is a messenger RNA of Neopsephotus bourkii (Bourke's parrot), 799 nucleotides long. RefSeq lists its product as uncharacterized. Lineage: Eukaryota; Metazoa; Chordata; Aves; Psittaciformes; Psittacidae. The transcript has a single exon. The record is from RefSeq and is a predicted model, not a curated record. The coding region runs from base 10 to 741 and encodes 243 amino acids.
CUGUACUUUAUGGCAAUGACUUGUAAUACGGGUGGGCUCUGGCAGCAGGGCGGGACAGACGUGGCUGUGGAUUGGUACCUGGCCAUCCUGCUGCUCUUCACCAUCCUGGCCCUUGUUCUCACCUCUGUCUUUGUGAGGCUGCGGGGAGCUGAAGGGGAGAGGCCCUGGGAGCCAGCUGUGGCCGAAGCGGCCUGGGAGAGCGGCCCCAGGGACCAAGCGGCAGCAAGAGCGGGGCCGGAGGCUGGGAAAGAGGCUGUUGCCAAGCAUCGGGAGGAGGCGGCGGAGGACCCAAGCCCUGUGGUGGCCGAGAACAUCCCCUGGCAGCUGCCAGUCGAGCCCCACGAGCCCGAGCCCCAGGAGGAUGCGGAGAGCAAUAUACCACCUUUGGGAGCCUCAGCUGGGUCCAGCCUCGGCCACCUGGGACAAGUAGAGGAUACAGGAGACCACACAGCAUUUCCCAGCAAGGCAGAGAAGGAAGAUCUGGACUCAGAAAAAGAGAAGCUGGUGGUGGGAGAGCUGGCAAGCACAGCAGCUACACCAGCCCCAGUGACAAGUACAGCAGCAUCGUUUGAGAAUUCUGAUGGUUUUAAAUGGCCUUUGGGUACCCUUGAGACCUGCCUGCUGAUUGUGAGGGGGAUCACGAUGUUAGCACACAUACAGAAUGUGUUUUGCCCACAACCGUUUUGUCUAAUCUCAGAAGUUAAGCAGAGUCGGGUUUGGGUCUUGUCUGGGGUUAGAUGAUGAUAUAGGAGGACCAGGAGAUUUUCCCCAAGGCUAUACAGUCAUGAGUGGCAGGGUG